Messenger RNA from Neospora caninum, 2271 nucleotides. RefSeq lists its product as hypothetical. The coding region runs from base 1 to 2271 and encodes 756 amino acids. NCBI's taxonomy places the organism in Eukaryota, Apicomplexa, Conoidasida, Eucoccidiorida, Sarcocystidae. The record is from RefSeq and is a predicted model, not a curated record. The transcript has a single exon.
AUGGCGUCUCACCACCUCUCGCUUGCGCCCUCGGCAGGCCUUCCCCCGACAAGACAAGCAGUGCAGGUGGACGCGUAUCCGCUGCGAGACGACAGAAAGCGAUCGAGGUGCGAAGUCGCAAACCCAUCGUCCCCUGUCUCCGCCGGCACGCAUGGCGGCGCCCAGAGCGCGACGCCGGCAACUGACAAGGACUGUCCGUUUGCGUCGCACGGCGCGCGGCUCUUGCGGGAAAGCGAGAGCCUCUUCUCCAGCCUCUUCCGACAGCACAUGGCGCGGUCGCCUGCGUGGCUAGUGAACGAGUUGCUGCUGUUGAAACGCCUGCUAUACAAAUUCAGGCGCCAGCAUCGACGCGCCGAUUUCUUUCAAAAGGCCCAAUCGGUCUGCCGAGCCACCGGGCCUCUGUUGUCUCUGUUGGGGCUCUUCUCGCAGCCGGCGGGGGCUCUGCCGUCACCGAAACGCCACGCGUUUCUCGCUGUCUUCUUUUCACACGUGCAGGCGAUGUCUCAGAGACGCAGACGUGCAGCCGAGGCCGCGCAGAAAUGCAGAGGCCGCGGAGAGAGAGGUGGGGAGUCGGGAAUCGCGGCAAACGUCUCCGAGCUGGGACGCGCGCCGGGGUGUGCUUUGGAUGCGACGGCGUUUCUCUCCUCCUUUGUCGAGGAGCUUCUGGGUCGUGCGCUCCACCUCCAAGACGCAGCCAUGCACGCGUCGUCAUCGGCAAUUCAACAAGUCCAUCUGGGCUACCACUUGAACCUCGUGUUGCCUCUCCUCGCGGUCUACGGCCGCCUCCUCGCUCUCGCCUCCGCCCUCGUCCGCGCAGUUGAGCAGCAGGUGACGCAGCAGCCACAGCUCCUCGCCCAUCUCGGCAAACGCGAAGGCGCACCGCGAGAGAGCACCUCCAGCAGAGCAGAGAACACGGAGAACGAAGACGCGACGGGGGGCGGAGACGGGAAGGUCGGUGAGGGCUCGUCGGUGGCUUUGCGCGCCAGUGCCUCAGGGGUGCGUACACCUGACGCGAAGUGGGGCGUGGAAGAGGCCGAGCGGAGGCCUGGGGUGGGCUGCCAGGAGACGCACAAAGGCGGCGACGGGAGAAUAAACGAUCCACUGGGAGAUCGAGACGAGGGGGACACGCAGGGACCGACGGACGCUGCCCUGGCACCGAAAGAGGCGGGAGGGGUGGAAGGAGACGUGGACGGCGACAGGGAUUUGGUCAAAAGUUACGCUCACGGCCGGGAGGAAGAAGACGGCACAACAACGGACCACACGGCGGCGGAAACUGGCGACGCAACGAGGGCGUUGAAAAGGCAGAGAACGGGGGCAAGAGGAGGGGCCCGUUCGGGGGAAUCGACAGGCCGCCGGGCUUCGCUUCCCCUCGCCCACCGGACACUGCACGACACAGUGUCGAAAGAGAAAACGCGCGAAGACUUGCUUGCGUUCCUUUUGUCGGAAAAGAAAAAACCCAGCACGACUGCGUGUCUGGGAAAGAAGAAGGCGUCGUCGCUGUCGUCUGCGAAGAAGCAAACGGAUUCAGGCAACGCGUUGAAAUCUCUCGACGGUUCCGAGAUACGUAUGUCGCCUCCGGUUGCCUCAAAGACGCUUUCUGUAAAGAAGAAAAAGAAGUCGCAGUCGGUUUCCCCGCAUCCCCCAAAGAGGGGAAGUCGCGAAUCCGGUAUUUCCUGGGAGGAACAGGAUGCGCUCUUGUCGUUUCUUCUCUCACAAAAGCACCAAGAGGCGCGUCCCAAACUGUCGCGACCUGAGGGCGGCACGCAAGCGGCCGCGUCGACCAACAAAGCGAACGAAAUGCGCAAUGCCCCUCUCGCCGAGGCGGCGGGCGUCAAGGGUGCUCGUUCCGCGAAUCCCGCGAGAACUGGAGGCCCACAAGGCGUGUCCGUGAGCGGCCAGAACGAGGCGGAAAAACGCUCGUGUUCUGUGCCGAAGACGCAGGCGCUGGCGAGCGAGUAUCGCGCUUCUACAGGUGGGGACGCCAAGACACUCGAGUCUUCCCUCCCCCCUCGACACCCGGAGAAAACGAAGAAGCUGCCUGGCUCUCAACGCCGCGGACAGACAGAUUUGCUCGCACGCCUGGCGCAGAACGAAGCCGACCAAAGAAAGGAGGCUGUACCUCGGAAUGCAGGCGCUGUAUGUACACCCAAGCGACGGGGUGCGGUGCCCCUUUUUUCCAGUGAUGCGGAUCGUGGCCUGUGUGUACCGUCAUCUCUCACUUUUCCGUCUCGAUCGUGCGAGAAACCCAAUAAGAAAAAACUACACCUAUGA